GACUCCAAAGGACAAGGUGUAGCACUGAAUUCUGCAGACCAGAGACUUCUGGACGCCAGCUUACAGUUCCAGAGAAAACAAGGCAAAAGUACCAUUGAUGUGUGGUGGCUCUUUGACGAUGGAGGCCUUACAUUGCUGAUACCUUAUCUGUUGACUACAAAAAAGAAGUGGAGUGAUUGCAAGAUCCGAGUUUUUAUAGGUGGAAAAAUAAACAGGAUAGACCACGACCGCAGAGCGAUGGCAACGUUGCUUAGCAAGUUCAGAAUUGACUUCUCUGAUAUCAUGGUCCUUGGUGAUAUCAACACAAAGCCAAAGAAAGAAACUGUUGCAGCCUUUGAGGAGAUGAUUGAGCCAUUUAGACUACACGAAGAUGAAAAAGAACAAGAUGUAGCUGACAAAAUGAAAGAAGAAGAACCAUGGAGAAUAACAGAUAAUGAACUAGAGCUGUACAAAACAAAGACACACCGCCAGAUCCGGUUAAAUGAGUUGUUGAAGGAGCACUCAAGCACAGCCAACGUCAUUGUCAUGAGCCUUCCAGUUGCAAGAAAAGGCGCGGUGUCCAGUGCACUUUACAUGGCUUGGAUAGAGGCACUUUCUAAAGAUCUCCCACCCAUACUGCUUGUCCGUGGAAAUCACCAGAGUGUCUUAACAUUCUAUUCCUAA
Molecule: messenger RNA, 663 nt
Organism: Staurois parvus
Lineage: Eukaryota; Metazoa; Chordata; Amphibia; Anura; Ranidae
Source: the annotation of a GenBank genome assembly